Molecule: messenger RNA, 3370 nt
Organism: Mercurialis annua (annual mercury)
Lineage: Eukaryota; Viridiplantae; Streptophyta; Magnoliopsida; Malpighiales; Euphorbiaceae
Exons: 7
Coding region: 167-3121 (984 amino acids)
Molecular function (GO): 5'-3' DNA helicase activity
Source: RefSeq, a predicted model, not a curated record
UUUCUUAUGAAUCUCAAUUAAAAAGAUAUUCUCAAAUCUCAAUUAUGUAAAGCAAAAACGUUUCUAGCUUUGAAAAUUCUCAAGAUUUUGACAAAACAAAAAGAAACCAGAAAACCAAAAUAUCAGGAAUAUAAAUAAACAAAGAAGGCGAUUGGUUCCAAUUGAAAUGGAAGCAAGCUUCAUGUUAAAGCAGUUACCAAGCUGCAAUACUUCAACUUUGUCUUGUCUCUCUCGUCAGCUACUCUUAAUCUCCAGUUCCCACCACAAAUCUCACUUCUUGUUCCUCAAACACCCAUUUUCAUCCACCUUUCAACUCCACCACCAACACCAACCUUUCAUUUUGAAGAACAGCACCAGCCAUGGCACCAGUGACAAGCCAAGAACAACAUCACCCACCAAGAAAAGAAAAACCAACAUCAAAAAAAACAUUGGAAUCUCCAGAAAACCCAGAAAAUCUGUUCCUGUUGGUAAUGAUGGUGGUGGGGAGGUCGUAGUUAAUGAAGAGAGUGAAAACAAGGUCAAAAUGAAGGUAAAUGUGAAUUCUUUGCAUCAAAAUGGGGACCCUUUAGGGAAAAAGGAUCUGGGCAAGAGUGUUGUGAAGUGGAUAAGCCAGGGAAUGAGAGCAAUGGCUAGUGAGUUUGUUGCUGCUGAGACUAGAGGGGAGUUUUUGGAGCUGAGACAAAGGAUGGGUUUGGAGGCUGGAUUGACUUUUGUUAUACAGGCUCAGCCUUAUAUUAAUGGUGUUCCUAUUCCUUUAGGGUUUGAAGCUCUUUGCUUAAAGGCUUGUACUCAUUAUCCUACGCUUUUCGAUAAUUUUCAAAGAGAGCUGCGUGAUGUUCUUCAGGAAUUGCAGGGUAAAGGGUCUGUUCAGGAUUGGCAAAAGACUGAAUCUUGGAAGUUGCUCAAGGAGCUUGCUAAUUCAGUUCAGCAUAGAGCAGUUGCGCGAAAAGUGUCACAACCAAAGCCUUUGCAAGGUGUUUUAGGCAUGAAGUUGGAGAAGGCUAAGGCCAUACAGGGAAGAAUUGAUGAGUUUACUCAAAGAAUGUCGGAAUUGCUCCGUAUAGAGAGGGAUGCAGAAUUGGAGUACACUCAGGAGGAGUUGAAUGCUGUUCCUACACCUGAUGAGAAUUCUGAUUCAUCUAAGCCGAUUGAGUUCUUGGUUAGCCAUGGACAGGCUCAGCAAGAGCUUUGUGACACCAUCUGCAACUUGAAUGCAGUUAGCACGUUUACAGGAUUAGGAGGAAUGCACCUGGUAUUGUUUAGGGUUGAAGGAAAUCACCGACUGCCACCUACAACCCUUUCACCUGGUGACAUGGUUUGUGUGAGAGUUUGUGACAGUAGGGGUGCAGGUGCAACUUCUUGCAUGCAGGGUUUUGUCAAUAACCUUGGGGAGGAUGGCUGUAGUAUCAGUGUGGCUCUAGAAUCUCGUCAUGGUGAUCCCACCUUCUCGAAGCUCUUUGGCAAUAGUAUUCGUAUUGAUCGUAUCUAUGGAUUGGCAGAUACUCUCACUUAUGAGCGUAACUGCGAAGCCCUCAUGCUGCUUCAGAAGCAUGGCAUGCAAAAGAAAAAUCCCUCAAUUGCUGUUGUGGCUACACUAUUUGGUGACAAGGAGGAUAUUGCUUGGUUGGAAGAAACAGAUUUGGCAGACUGGAAAGAAGCUGAUAUGGAUGAAUCUCUUGGGAGUGAAAAGUUUGAUGAUUCACAACGAAAAACAAUUGCCUUGGGAUUGAAUAAGAAACGGCCCCUAUUGGUAAUCCAAGGGCCUCCAGGUACUGGGAAGUCAGAUUUGCUUAAAGAACUUAUAGUACGCGCUGUUCACCAAGGUGAAAGGGUGCUUGUGACAGCACCUACAAAUGCAGCUGUUGACAAUAUGGUUGAUAAACUUUCAAGUAUUGGCUUAGACAUUGUUCGGGUUGGUAAUCCAGCACGUAUUUCUUCUGCUGUAGCAUCAAAAUCUUUGAGUGAAAUAGUGAAAUCUAAGCUUGCAACUUUCUGCAUGGAGUUUGAAAGGAAAAAGUCCGAUCUUAAAAAAGACCUGAGACAAUGCUUAGAUGAUGAUUCUUUAGCUGCUGGCAUCCGACAGCUUCUGAAACAGCUCGGAAAGACCAUGAAAAAGAAGGAAAAGGAUACCGUAAAGGAGGUGUUAUCAAGUGCACAGGUAGUUCUUGCAACUAACACCGGAGCAGCCGAUCCUCUGGUUAGGAAGCUGGAUUCUUUCGACCUCGUUAUCAUAGAUGAAGCAGGGCAGGCAAUAGAACCUUCUUGUUGGAUACCGGUAUUGCAGGGUAAACGCUGUAUUAUUGCUGGGGACCAAUAUCAGCUCGCUCCGGUGAUUCUAUCUAGAAACGCCAUGGAAGGUGGCCUUGGUGUAUCUCUACUGGAAAGAGCUGCAAAUUUGCAUGAGGGGGUCCUUGCAACUCAGUUAACUAUACAGUAUCGUAUGAAUAAUGCAAUAGCCAGUUGGGCCUCCAAGGAAAUGUAUGGUGGAUUAUUAAAGUCCUCUUCAAAAGUUGCUUCACAUCUUCUUGUAGAUUCUCCAUUUGUUAAGCCUACAUGGAUAACUCUAUGCCCCCUGCUGUUACUGGAUACAAGAAUGCCAUAUGGAAGUCUGUCCUUAGAUUGCGAAGAGCAUUUAGACCCAGCUGGAACAGGUUCACUUUACAAUGAAGGGGAAGCCGAAAUUGUUGUGCAACAUGUGAUUUCCUUGAUUUAUGCAGGUGUUAGACCAGCAGCCAUUACAGUUCAGUCACCUUAUGUUGCUCAGGUGCAACUCUUAAGAGACAGGCUGGAUGAAAUUCCUGAGGCAGAUGGUGUCGAAGUUGCCACUAUCGAUAGCUUCCAAGGUCGUGAGGCGGAUGCAGUAAUCAUAUCAAUGGUUCGCUCGAACAAUCUGGGAGCAGUCGGAUUCUUGGGUGACAGCAGGCGAAUGAAUGUGGCCGUAACAAGAGCAAGAAAACAUGUAGCCGUUGUCUGUGACAGCUCAACAAUAUGCCAUAACACCUUCCUGGCUAGACUAUUGCGCCACAUUCGUUAUUUCGGCAAGGUGAAGCAUGCAGAGCCUGGUAGUUUCGGGGGAUCUGGACUCGGCAUGGAUCCAAUGUUGCCAUCAUCAAUCAGUUAAGUAUACAUUAUGAUGUGUUUUCUUUCCGGAAGAACUCAACACAAAUGCCUGAUCACCACAAGUAUAUGCUUUUAUAUCCAUUUAUGUACAGCAGGAUUCCAUUUUUGUUGACAGAACAGAAAAGAAAUAUUGGUAGUUACAUUGUCUGUGAUUGUCAGUUAGAUUUGUAUAUAAACAGUACAUACAAUGCCAUUCUUAAUUGUAUAUGAUUUUGAAGUUUAUAAAAACUCAAUGCAAGUUCAAUUAGUA